Molecule: messenger RNA, 654 nt
Organism: Meloidogyne enterolobii
Lineage: Eukaryota; Metazoa; Nematoda; Chromadorea; Rhabditida; Meloidogynidae
Source: the annotation of a GenBank genome assembly
AUGGAAACAUUUAGUGAAGAAAUGUCAAAUAAUUAUGAAAUGUUAGGGAAAAUUGGAGAAGGAACUUAUGGAACGGUUUUUAAAGCAAAAAGUAAAGAAAAUGGGCAAAUUGUUGCUUUAAAAAUUGUUAAAUUGGAUGAUGAAGAUGAGGGUGUUCCUUCAUCUGCAUUACGUGAGAUUUGUCUUUUACGUGAGCUUAGACAUGGAAAUGUUGUUAGAUUAAAUGAUGUUAUACAUACAGACAAAACGUUGAAUUUAAUUAUUCGUUCAUUAAUGCAACAACUUUUGGCUGGAUUAAGUUAUUGUCAUGCCCAUAAUGUUUUACACAGAGAUUUAAAGCCACAAAAUCUGUUAAUUAGCAACAAUAUUAAAGACUCCCCUCCCCAAUUAAAAUUGGCAGAUUUUGGAUUAGCAAGGCCUUUUGGAAUUCCUGUUCGCUGCUAUAGUGCUGAAGUUGUAACACUUUGGUAUAGACCACCAGACGUUCUUUUUGGGGCAAAACUUUACAAUACUUCCAUAGAUAUUUGGUCUGCUGGAUGUAUUUUUGCUGAAAUUGCCAAUUGUGGUAAACCUCUUUUCCCUGGUGCUGAUGUUGAUGAUCAAUUGAAGAGAAUAUUUAAAUUAUUGGGUACACCUAAUGAAGCUGUGCAGUAG